Messenger RNA from Vigna radiata var. radiata (mung bean), 1442 nucleotides. RefSeq names its product TMV resistance protein N. Gene Ontology annotation, molecular function: ADP binding. The annotation marks the transcript as partial. The record is from RefSeq and is a predicted model, not a curated record. The transcript has 2 exons. NCBI's taxonomy places the organism in Eukaryota, Viridiplantae, Streptophyta, Magnoliopsida, Fabales, Fabaceae. Gene Ontology annotation, biological process: defense response; signal transduction.
UACUAAUACUUUCUAAACUUUUGUUCUUAUAUAGCAUUCAUAGUUAGAACUCCUAACACAUUAGAUACGAUGUGUUCCUAAAUUAAUGAAGAUAACAUCCUUAUAUCUUACUUAACUUUGUCAUCUUUUUUCUUCUUAUAUAGCGAUUCAUACUUAGAAUUCCUAAUACCUUUCCUUUCAUUUCUCAUGCCAUGCAAUCAUCUCCUUCUUCCUUCCCUUACAGAUUCAGAUAUGAUGUGUUCCUCAGUUUUCGAGGGAAAGAUACUCGCCAAGGUUUCACAGGAAAUCUCUACAAAUCUCUUUGUGAUAGAGGAAUUCACACCUUCAUCGAUGACCACCACCUUCCCAGAGGGGACCAGAUUUCCUCUGAACUUGAGAACGCAAUCCAAGACUCCAGAAUUUUCAUCAUUGUCCUCUCUCAAAACUAUGCAUCUUCCACCUUCUGCUUAAAUGAACUUCAUUACAUCCUGAGGUUUAUUAAGCAUAAGGGUCGGUUGAUUUUCCCAGUUUUUUAUGGAGUUGACCCUUCUCAUGUGAGACACCACACAGGUACUUUUCGAGAGGCGUUGGCUCAUCAUCAAAACAAGUUGAAUUCUUAUUCCAACUGGGAGAAGCUUGAAACAUGGAAGAUGGCUCUGCAUCAAGUGGCUAACUUGUCUGGCUAUCAUUUCAAACAUGGGGAAGGAUAUGAAUAUGAGUUCAUUGAGAGGAUUGUUGAGUUGGUCUGCAGCAAGAUUAACCGUGCUGCUUUACAUGUUGCGGAUUACCCAGUUGGAUUAGAGUCACAGGUGCUAGAAGUAAAGUUGCUUCUAGAUGUUGGAUGUGAUGAUGUUGUCCACAUGGUGGGGUUCCAUGGACUUGGUGGAGUAGGGAAAACGACACUUGCUGCUGCAGUUUAUAAUUCCAUUGCUGACCAUUUUGAAGCUUUAUGUUUUCUUGAAAACGUGAGAGAAACUUCGAGCAAACAUGGGUUACUGCAUCUCCAAAGCAACCUUCUUUCCGAAACUGUUGGAGAGAUUAAGUUAACAAGUGUCAAAAAGGGAAUUUCUGUAAUACAGCACAGGCUCCAGAAAAAGAAGGUUCUUUUGAUUCUAGAUGAUGUUGACAAAGAGGAACAACUACAGGCACUUGCAGGAAGACCACAUUGGUUUGGUCUAGGCAGUAGAAUCAUCAUAACAACUCGAGACAAACAGUUGCUAAAAUGUCAUCGGGUUAAAAGAACAUACGAGGUUAAAGAAUUGAAUGAGGAAAAUGCUCUUGAAUUACUUACUUGGAAAUCUUUCAAGUUUGAAAAAUUUGAUCCAAGUUACAAGGAUGUUUUAAAUCUGGCAGUAACUUAUGCCUCGGGCCUUCCAUUGGCUUUGGAAGUAAUAGGUUCCAACUUAUUUGGAAAAAAUAUAGAACAAUGGAAGUAUGCUUUGGAUCAGUACAAGAAAAUUCCU